Lasiodiplodia theobromae is the source of this 387-nucleotide messenger RNA. RefSeq lists its product as uncharacterized. The record is from RefSeq and is a predicted model, not a curated record. The transcript is spliced from 4 exons. Gene Ontology annotation, cellular component: mitochondrial inner membrane. The coding region runs from base 1 to 387 and encodes 128 amino acids. Lineage: Eukaryota; Fungi; Ascomycota; Dothideomycetes; Botryosphaeriales; Botryosphaeriaceae. Gene Ontology annotation, biological process: pyruvate import into mitochondria.
AUGGCCGCCGCAAUCAAAGCUAUCAACGCUAAAAUCCGCUCCAACAAGGCGCUGGAUUAUUUCUGCUCGACCCAUUUCUGGGGCCCGGCCUCCAACUUCGGCAUCCCGCUCGCCGCCGUCAUGGACACGCAGAAGGACCCUGAAAUUAUCUCCGGUGGCAUGACCGGUGCUCUUGUCUGCUACUCGGCCACCUUCAUGCGCUACGCCCUCGCCGUCCAGCCCAGGAACUGGCUCCUCUUCGGCUGCCACCUCGUCAACUUCUCGGCGCAGACCGUCCAGGGCUACCGCUACCUGAACCACUGGCACAUGGGCGGCAGGGAAAAGUCUCUCGAGGCCCAGGCUAAGGAAGGCCUCGAGGCUGCGAAGGCCAAGGUCACCGGCGCUUAA